Didymodactylos carnosus is the source of this 4351-nucleotide messenger RNA. Lineage: Eukaryota; Metazoa; Rotifera; Eurotatoria; Philodinida; Philodinidae. The record is from the annotation of a GenBank genome assembly.
UCGCUUGGCUUCCAUUUUGGAGAGGACACUUUGACUACAAAAUACUUGACUGUCUGUGUGUGUGCGCAAAAUACGGAAAAAUCGCUGUCAGAUAAUUUAUGGAUAAGCCAAUUGGAACAGAGUAAAUGUUAGAGAGAAAAUAUGAAAACAAAUGUUGCCGUGAGGUUCAGUGUGGUCGAUUACCUAUGUUUCCAUCCGUUUUCGCAAUUACUACACCUAAAGAAAUAUUGAUUCUGGGACUCUCAGAAAAUCCGAAGCCACGCCUAAAAAAUUAAGAGUUCGCUUGGCUCCCCAUUUUGGAGAGGGCACUUUGGACUAUUUAUCUGUGAAAAAGACUGUUAGGUUGCUAUAUAGGCUAAACUGUUCUCUUUCCAUUGCUGAAAAUCGCAAGUCUCUGUCUUUGAGUUAUUCAAAAAACAACUACUGGCAUGUUUUUUCCAUGGAUAAUAUUUCUGUUUUAUAACUGAUUAUGGUGGAUCAUAUAUAAAUGUUACCAAGAAUCAGAACUGAACCAACUCUCCGAACCUUGGAGGUGGUGGUUAAAAAGAGUUCUGCAGCAGAGAUAAUACAUGUUUGGUUAUUCUUAGUUUGUUUCUUAUCUAAUCGUUAAUCGCAUAUUAGUCACUAGAAUACAUAAUUUUUAAGAAGAAGAAAAUGUUUAUGGUGCCGAAGAUUAUGUUUUAUUUAUCUUUUGUUGAAAAAGAGAAGUAUUCAGUUAGUGGUGGGGUUGUCGUCCGAAUCUCUGGAUGGAAUAUAUACAUACUCCAGCUAUAUGCACAUUCUCUACGCAAUCUGUACAUUAAAUGACAGUAUUUAAGGAAUUUCGGUAUAUCACAUUGAGAUUUUUCAUCGAAUAUAGUGAAUUUAUAAAUUAUUUAGACAACUGAUGUUUGGAAUUGAAGAACAAAGAAACAACCAAUAAAACUUGAUACAAUUGUUCUUAAUUCUGUACAGAAAUGUGAUCAGAUGUUAUUCUUUGAAAAGGAUAAAGAAAAAUUUAGUUAUAUAAUUACUUUUGAAGAAUAGUUGAUAUGUUCGUCGAAUGGGUAAUCUGUAAAUGAUUAGAUCACGAAGUUGACUUGAGAAAGAGCAAGAAAAGGCAGACGAUGCUGCGGGUAAAGUUGGAAAGUUCUUCCGUCCUUUGACAGUCCAUAAAUAGAUUCAACAUACGAGAGUUUACUAUCACUUAUAAAAUUAUAGAAGAAGGCUUUCUUGUUCGUUUAAUAAUCUACUUGAAAAACAUAAAUCUAGAAAUAAUGUUUACAUCACACCGGAAAAAUACCCUACAAGAACAUUCGGUGCAGCCUCUUAAAAAGAAAAGAUCGGCAUCGACGAUGCGCAUGCCAUCCCAUGUGUCAUGAUCAUCGCAAAAGAUUGGGGUCGAGACAAAGCCAACUUGGCAUCGACGCUAACUGCGCAUUACCAUCGAGAAAAAUUCAAAAUACUCAAAGGAACUCUCUUUUCGAAAAUCCGCUAAGUUUUUUAAAAAUGGUGUAACUCCGUUCCAAAUGGAUCUACUACACAAAGGUGUUUUUCUUGAUCAGCAUCUAAAACUGAAUCUAGAAAAGUACAUUUGAAAGUUCCAGAUGAAACAAUAACUUCUGGGCGCGUCGCUUUUCAUCUACACCUUUGUGUGAUGAUACUCAUCUUGCAAGCCACGUGCAGCCUGUUUUUGGUUAAGAAGUAGAGACAAAUUUUACCAACCAUUCGCUUCGCCGUACCAUUUAGAACAAAGGUAUGAAGCAAUUUUUCGAAAUUUUUUUCGUUUCUAAGAAAGUACAUUUUUUGUGAAUCAGGAGCGAAAAAAUCGGAAUUCUGCUCAUAAUUCGCUAUUUUCUCUACAGAUUAUUCAUAAUGCGCACUAAAAAAAACAUACUCUUAAUCAGCAUGAAAUUCUCUAUCGAAUGAUGCAUAUUUGAAGUGAAAAUAAAAUAGUGCUCGACGUUCGAAUUUGGAGCGCCUUACGAAAAGCGAAAAAAUGAAAACUUUCUAAACUUAAAAACGAUUUCUUGUGUUAACGUUUUGAAAGUGAGAAAAACUGAAUUAGCUAUUUUCUAGUCCUGGCUUUGCUCUAUCGUUUAACACUUCAAACUUUUUCACAUGAAAACCCACGGCGAAAUAAUAAUUUUUCUAUCCAUUGUCGUGCAUUUUUUAUUAAUUUUUUAGUUUCUGCGUAUGGUGGUGCCCUCGGCAAAGUUCCAUAACUCCAUCAAAACAAAAGAUGUUUUGAUCAGAAAGGUAGGUACUGGUUGAUGGUGGUUUUAAAAUAGCUUAAGGCUUCGCGCUUCAAAACAAACUUUUUCUGGGGAAGAAAAAAAUUAUUUUUGGGCAGGACCGCCUCGUGCUCUGAGAUGCUAGCUAUGCCCCUGGUUUUGUUUUUAUCAGAGAUCAUCGCUCUUCUCUACCUAACUGUAAAAUCAAAACUUGGAACAUGUUUUCCGUUUGUUGCUUGAGCACAUUGCUGGAAACGACAAGUUGUCAAUUUUUGACGUUUUUUCAAACUUCGUCCUCGAGCACACCGUCUGCUCUAAAAACAUUCUUUUACAGACCACGAGAAAGAGCACAUUUAAAAGUACAAAAAGAACUGAGUUCUCACUUUUGCUACACUUUUUAUGGAAAUUACAGCAGAAAAAGAUGUUCAAGUGGAAAAAAAUACCAAAUUUAGAAAGUUUUCAUUUUUUUCGCCUUUAGUAUAAUUUGCUUGGAAUUCUGAUUGAAUUGAUGGAAUACCGUUGAUUGGAGUUCUGAAAUUAAAGUUAGGUAUGAUUUUGUAGAGUAUUUUGCGGCGCAUAUUUCCGAAAAAACAUUAACCUUAAGGUCUUAAUGGAACAUGAGACAAAUGAAAAAUACUAAAGGACUUAUUUUUUCUGAGGCAUCCGUUAGUGUUUAUAUACGCGGACGUUGACAAAACAAAAUUGAGAUUGCAAACGAAAUUUGGCAUGAGUGCACAUCGGAAAUAACGGAUUAUGAAUUACAAAAGAAACUUGCACUACUAUAACUCUCGUUGUUAUUCCAUAUAAAAAUAAAGCUAAAUUUGUGGUGCACAUAAUUUAUAAAUUCAUUAUAUUCGAUGAAAAAUCUCACGGUGAUAUACCCAAAUUCCCUGAAUACCGUUAUUUAAUGUAUAGAUUCCCUAGAGAAUGUGCAUAUAACUGGAGUAUGUAUAAGACUUACAUUCUCUGAUUUCUGCAUUCCCCGUAACAUAUUUCUGUACAUAAGUCAAGGUUACCAGUCAUGGCAUCUUGACCAUUUGUUCUGAAUGACUAUGAUCUUGAGUGAAGUCAAAGGCAACAAUGAAUACGUCUUUGUUUUCUUCUUCAUAUUUUCUGUAUGAGUAAGAAUUCUGUAUUCAUAUUUUUCUGUGUUACUAACAGAUACCAUAGUUAGUUUUUUGGUUGUUGAUGCUGCAUCUGGAUGUAUGUAUCUAGUCUUCUCUUGAGAUAGCUGAACAACCAAAAAUCUCAAGAAAUGAGAUAAUGUGAACAACGGAGGUGAGCCAUUAGUUUAAUUUUUCUUAGUCAGAAUAGUUAGUAACAAUAUUUUUACAUGUGACCUGGAGUUGCCAUAAGGAAUCUUAAUGGAUUUUGUUCCUGAUGACGGUCUUCUGUCCGAUAACUUUUUAACUAAUAGUUUUACACUUUCAUCGCAAUAAAACAGAUUAUUAGCGCAGCACAUGCUUCGAAAGGUAUUCGAUAAAUGCGUAAUGAUACAAUUAUCGCCGAGAAUUUUUGAAUUUUUAAUCCACAUUGUCCAAAGCAGCAGUUCAACUAUGUUGAACUAUAAAGAGAAAUUGCAUAUUUUCGGAUAUCCAGUUUGACCUGCAUGUACACUCUCUAAAAAGCUGUUGAGCAUUUGCGAGAGAGCAAAUACUAGCAGAGUCUGAAAGAAAAAUAACCGUAAAAUGACAUGUUCCAAGAAUUCUACAUUCCAAAAUGUACUUGUCGUGUAUUUAGUCUUACUUGUUCUAGUACUUACACUUCAAUAAUGUACUUGACUAAUUCAACUUUAGAUGUCAAAACAACAACUUGGUAUGCAGCAGCUAACAUCAUUAAAUGGUAAUAAUAGAACAUUCGAUGAACUUAUCGAUGAAGCUAAAGCACACACAGUGAUUGGAUGGGAUUUUUCGUAUAUUGAUAACAGACGGAGUGAAAGUAACACCACAUGGGACUUUUCUUCACUUGUUAGAGGCGAAUUUAUGACUGAAACACGUUUUCUUGAUCUGGGAACUGGUGGCGGUGAGUUUCUUUCGUCUCUUGUGCCGCUACCUCAAGAAACAGUCGCAACAGAAGCAUUCGAACCAAAUAUUGACAUCCCUAGUGAAAAACUUACUCAAAUCUUACUAAAAUCUUAG